AUGAGUCAAUCAUUAAAUAGGGAAGAACCAAAUUAUUUUGGUGCUGGACCUGCUUUAUUACCUACUAGUGUUCUUCAACAAGCAGCACUAGAUUUAAUUACUUACGAAGGUGAUAGUAUUGGAAUUGGGGAAAUUUCUCAUAGAUCAAAACCUGCAAUAAAAGUUAUAGAUGAUACUAAAGCCAAUUUAACUAAAUUAUUAAAUAUACCAGACACUCAUGAAGUAUUCUUUAUGCAAGGUGGUGGUACAACUGGAUUUUCUUCAAUCGCUUAUAAUUUAGUUGCAAAUUAUGCUAAAAGAACAGGUAAAAAAGGCAAAGUUGCUUAUGCAAUUACAGGUUCAUGGUCAAAAAAAGCACAUGAAGAAGCUGAAAGAUUAGGUUUUGAUGCUGAUAUAGUUGUAAAUACUAAAAGUGAAAAAUUUGGUACUGUUCCAGAAUAUUCAGAAUGGAAAUCAAUCGAUAAAGAUACUGCUUAUUUAUAUGUUUGUGAUAAUGAAACUGUACAUGGUGUUGAAUUUAAAGAUACACCACCUGAUUCAUAUUUAAAUGGUGUUGAAUUAGUAGCUGAUAUGUCAUCAAAUAUUUUAUCAAAGAAAAUUGAUGUUAGUAAAUAUGGUUUAAUUAUGGCUGGUGCUCAAAAAAAUAUUGGUUUAGCUGGUUUAACUAUAUAUAUAAUUAAAAAAUCAUUAAUUGAACAACCUACAGAUGAUGAAUGGAAAAAAUUAAAUAUUGCAUUAUCUCCAAUUGCAUUUAGUUAUCCAAUAGUGAUUAAAAAUAAUUCAGCUUAUAAUACAAUUCCAAUAUUUACAUGUCAUAUAUUAAAAUUGGUAACUGAUUUAUUAUUAAAAGAAGGUGGUAUUGAACAAAUUCAACAAACAAAUGAAGAAAAAGCUAAGUUAUUAUAUGGUGCAUUGUUGAAAUAUCCAGAUUUUUAUGAAUUACCAGUCACUAAUUCAAAAGUUAGAUCAAAUAUGAAUGUUGUAUUUAGGUUACCAACUGAGGAUCUUGAAGCUAAAUUUGUUAAAGAAGGAAGUGAGAGAAAUUUACAAGGUUUAAAAGGUCAUAGAUCAGUUGGUGGUAUAAGAGCAUCAAUUUAUAAUGCAGUUACUUCGAAGAGUGUUAAAUUAUUAGUUGAAUUUGUUAAUGAAUUUGCUGAAGCUAAUAAAUAG
Molecule: messenger RNA, 1170 nt
Organism: Insectozyma verbasci
Lineage: Eukaryota; Fungi; Ascomycota; Pichiomycetes; Serinales; Debaryomycetaceae
Source: the annotation of a GenBank genome assembly